AUGGACUCUAGCACUCCUCGACGUCCGCGCGCUCCCACAAUCACCGUCGAUACUGCGGCUGUCGACUCCUCAGACGAUCCCGACGACACAAACACUCUCGCCGUACCAACCGUCAAAUCCAGAGCCGAAUCAUGGUCCUCCUCGCCCUCCACAAAAGUCGGCACCGAUCAUGAACAAAUGUCUCGCGAGGUAGAAGCCCUAAGAAAAGGCGACCAGGCCGAAAUUCUCAAGCCCGACCCCGGCGAGGAAGACCUGUUCCGCGUGGAAAAUAACCCGUUCGCUUUCUCGCCAGGUCAAUUGGCAAAACUCAUUAAUCCAAAGAACUUGGCCGCGUUUGUUGCGCUCGGUGGUCUACCCGGUCUGCAGAAGGGUUUGAGGACUGAUGCUAAGGCUGGGUUGAGUGUUGAUGAGGGGAAGCUUGCGGGUGCAGUGUCUUUUGAGGAAGCGACUUCUUCAAAGGUUGAGGAGGCGAGUCAUGGUGAUGCGGCGCAUGCUUCGGGAAAAGAUGCGUUUCCUGAUCGGAAACGAGUAUACGGCACGAAUCGUCUCCCGGAACCAAAGUCAAAGUCGUUUCUUGAACUAGCUUGGAUCGCGCUGCAAGACCGCGUGCUCAUCCUUCUCUGCAUCGCAGCCGUGGUGUCCCUCGCGCUAGGUCUCUACCAAACCUUUGGAGGAUCACAUGAAGACGGCGGCGCAAAAGUCGAAUGGGUCGAAGGUGUCGCCAUCAUCGUCGCCAUCACAAUCGUCGUGGUGGUAGGCGCAGCAAACGACUGGCAAAAAGAGCGGCAAUUCCAGAAACUCAACCAAAAGAAGGAAGACCGCAUCGUCAAGAUAACACGCUCCGGAAAACCGCAAAACAUCUCUAUUCACGAUGUCCUCGUCGGCGAUGUCAUGCUUCUCGAGCCAGGUGAUGUUAUUCCUGUUGAUGGUGUUUUUAUCGAGGGUCAUAAUCUCAGCUGUGAUGAGAGUUCGGCGACGGGUGAGUCGGAUCUUAUUAAGAAGGUACCUGCUGAGCAGGUUCUUCAUGCGCUGCUGCACGAGCAGGCGCCACAGUUGAAGAAGCUUGAUCCGUUUAUCAUCUCUGGUGCAAAGGUGCUUGAUGGUGUAGGCACGUUUCUUGUUACGGCGGUGGGAGAGCAGAGUAGUCAUGGAAAGACGAUGAUGUCGCUUCGUGAUGAUCCGGGAUUGACGCCUCUUCAAGCAAAGCUCAAUCUCCUCGCAGGAUACAUUGCAAAGCUUGGUAGCGCAGCUGGUCUCCUCCUCUUCUUCGUCCUCCUCAUCGAAUUCCUCGCCAAACUGCCCAACAACCGCGAAUCAGGCGAGCAAAAAGGCCAAGACUUCUUACAGAUCCUCAUCACCUCCAUCACCGUCAUCGUCGUCGCCGUCCCAGAAGGUCUCCCCCUCGCAGUAACGCUCUCCCUCGCUUUCGCGACCAAGAAGAUGACGCGCGAGAAUAACCUGGUGCGACAUCUUCAAUCGUGCGAGACUAUGGGUAACGCCACGGUCAUCUGCUCCGACAAGACUGGUACCCUCACCGAGAACAUUAUGACCGUUGUUGCAGGCUCACUGGGCAUUCGUGGACUCUUUUCUUUUGGCGAUUCGUCAUUUGAGCAGGAGGCUGCUGGUGCUGAGAAGAGAGAGACGAUUGCGCUGGCUCAGUUUGCGAACAAGCUUGAUCCUGAGUACAAGGAACUUCUCAAGACUGCCAUAUGCGUCAACACCACGGCUUUUGAGUCCGAUGAAGAAGGAAAGCAAGGCUUCGUCGGCACAAAGACUGAGACUGCUCUUCUGGACUGGGCCCGUCGGUAUCUCGGUCUCGGCCCCCUCGCAAUCGAACGCGCCAACCAUCCCAUCACACGUCUCUUCCCCUUCAACUCCCAGCGCAAAUGCAUGGGCGCCGUCGUCCAAAUCCCCGGUCCGACAAAGGACAAGCCCAAGUACAGACUCUACAUCAAGGGCGCUUCCGAGAUUGUUCUCGGCGAAUGUACCACCAUCCUCGGCGACCCUACAACUUCACCCUUUACCGAAGCCCUCUCCGACGAUGGAAAAGAGGAACUGCGAUCGAUCAUCUUCAGCUACGCGACAAACUCUCUUAGAACUCUGGGUCUGGCGUACCGCGACUUUGAGAACUGGCCUCCUGUCCUUACCCUCCGCCCCGAAGACGAUAACGCUGAUAUCGAUCUGACUGAUCUGGUGCAUAACCUCACAUGGAUGGGCGUGGUAGGUAUCCAGGACCCUGUGCGCAAGGGCGUUCCCGAGGCUGUAAACGACUGCGGUAUUGCUUCUGUGAAUGUCAAGAUGGUCACGGGUGACAACGUCGAGACCGCGCGCGCCAUCGCCCUCAACUGCGGUAUCCUCACCGAAAGCACAAUCAACGAGCCCAACGCCGUGAUGCAGGGCUCUGACUUCCGCAAGCUCUCUGAAUCAGACCGCACAGCAGUUGUGAAGCAACUCCGUGUGCUCGCGCGAUCGAGUCCAGAGGAUAAACGCAUCCUCGUCAAGACGCUACGAUCGCUCGGUGAGAUCGUCGCUGUUACAGGCGAUGGAACAAACGAUGCUCCUGCGCUCAAGGCAGCGGAUGUUGGUUUCUCUAUGGGUAUCACUGGUACAGAAGUCGCCAAGGAGGCAUCAGAUAUUAUCCUCAUGGACGAUAACUUCUCAUCUAUCGUUGUGGCUUUGGGCUGGGGUCGUGCUAUUAACGACUCCGUUAAGAAGUUCUUGCAGUUCCAGCUUACCGUUAACAUUACAGCCGUCGGUGUAACAUUCAUCUCAGCUGUGUCCGACGACGAGCAGAAAUCCGUUCUCAACGCUGUGCAACUCCUCUGGGUCAACCUCAUCAUGGAUACUUUCGCCGCUCUCGCUCUCGCCACCGAUCCUCCCACCGGAAGUCUUUUGCACCGCGAACCCGAAGCUCGAACUGCACCGCUUAUUACGAUCACUAUGUGGAAGAUGAUCAUCGGCCAAUCGAUUUACCAGCUCAUCGUGUGUUUUGUCCUCUGGUUCGGUCGCGAUUCAAUCCUCGGCUAUGAAGAACGCGAAGUCCGAUCACUCAUCUUCAACAUCUUUGUGUUUAUGCAGAUCUUUAAGCUCGUUAACAGUCGACGUAUCGAUAACAAGCUCAACAUCUUUGAGGGUCUGCACCGCAACCAUUUGUUCAUGCUCAUGAUGACCAUCAUGGCCGCCGGGCAAAUCAUCAUCAUCUUCUUCGGCAGCGACGCUUUCGUGGUGACACGCUUGAACGGUGUCCAGUGGGGAAUCUCUCUCGUGCUUGGCUUCUUCUCAAUCCCCAUCGGUGUACUCAUUCGUUUGUUCCCCGACGAGUGGUUCCACGCGUUCGUCAAGGUUCUCGCUAAGCUGUGGCCAAGCUGGAUCCGCUUCUCGCGCAAGAAGAAGGACACCUCUGAGGAAGAGGGCACUGAGCCGUUUCCCAAGGAGAAGCUGGAGGGGUAUGAUAUGGACACCGCACUCCUCGGCAUUCGCGACGAUCUCGAGUUCUUGAAGCGUGUUCGUGGCGGACGCAUGACGGCGUUGAGCGAUGCCAUGGCUCGUUCGCGCGAGAAGAUGCUUCGACGUAAGAGAUCCGAGUCUCGACCUCGAAGCAAGCUCCGCAGUCGCCGCGGUUCAUCGCGAUCCUCAAACAGACCGCCCAUCUCACCGAUGAUGUCGGUCGUCGGUAUGCCGGGUAUUGUAGCUGCGAGUGUAGCGGGAUUACAGCCUGGACAGGGUGCUAGUAAUGAGAACCUCGAUGCGCGACAGGCGUGA
Fusarium musae is the source of this 3762-nucleotide messenger RNA. RefSeq lists its product as uncharacterized. The transcript has 3 exons. Gene Ontology annotation, molecular function: ATP hydrolysis activity; P-type calcium transporter activity; ATP binding. Bases 1 to 3762 code for a protein of 1253 amino acids. Gene Ontology annotation, biological process: intracellular calcium ion homeostasis; calcium ion transmembrane transport. NCBI's taxonomy places the organism in Eukaryota, Fungi, Ascomycota, Sordariomycetes, Hypocreales, Nectriaceae. The record is from RefSeq and is a predicted model, not a curated record. Gene Ontology annotation, cellular component: membrane; intracellular membrane-bounded organelle.